Molecule: messenger RNA, 2828 nt
Organism: Stegodyphus dumicola
Lineage: Eukaryota; Metazoa; Arthropoda; Arachnida; Araneae; Eresidae
Gene: Wnt6
Product: Wnt oncogene analog 6
Biological process (GO): neuron differentiation; canonical Wnt signaling pathway; multicellular organism development
Cellular component (GO): extracellular region
Molecular function (GO): cytokine activity; frizzled binding
Source: RefSeq, a predicted model, not a curated record
UGCCGAGUGCUCUCAAUGGACUGUCGGCGGAUGCUCUGCGUCUUGCUCUGCAUGAUCUACAUGCUUCACGUCACCGGGCUUUGGUGGGCUAUGGGUAGACAUCUGGUUUUGGAUCCAGGCCGUAUCUGUCGGAAGGCGAGGCGUCUGAGAGGUAAACAGGCUUUGAUAUGCAAGAAUGAGCCGGAAGUAGUGACAGCUAUUGCUGAAGGAUCUAAAAAGGGAAUUCAUGAAUGUCAAUACCAGUUUCGCUUCCGAAGAUGGAACUGCACACAAGCUAAACGAUCUUUAAAAAAAGUACUUAGCAGAGAUACUAGAGAAACGGGAUUUGUAAAUGCAAUAACGGCUGCAGGUAUCAUCUUCUCCAUCACGCAGGCUUGCAGUUACGGACAGCUACUGGAUUGCUCAUGCGAAAGAAACACCCCUCCUGUGCCUACAUCACAGCCAUCAGCUCCUCAAACUCAAGAUUCAUCCGAUGGUCGCUGGGACUGGGGUGGAUGCAGUGAUAAUAUCGAUUUCGGCUAUCGAAAGUCCAAGGAGUUCAUGGACGAUAGAUUCAGAAGACGAAGCGACUUAAAAACGCUUUUACUCACUCACAAUUAUGAAGCAGGCAGGCUGGCAGUAAAGCGGUACAUGAAGGUGGUUCAUAAAUGCCACGGGAUGUCGGGUUCAUGUGCUGUGAAAUCCACAUGGAGGAAACUGCCUGAGUUUCGUGAUGUAGGUAACAAUUUGAAAGAACGCUUCGAUGGAGCAGCUAAAGUAAUGCCAGGAAAUGACGGACAGGGUUUCAUCCCAGAAGGUGCUACGAUUAAGCCUCCAGAGAAAGAAGACAUCGUGUACACCGAAGAAUCUCCUAAUUACUGUGAACCUGAUAAGAAAACGGGGUCUCUUGGGACAAAGGGCAGGAUCUGCAAUCAUACUUCAAUUGGAGUAGACGGUUGUGAACUCUUAUGUUGUGGUCGAGGAUACGAAUCAGUGCGCAGAACUCAAAGUAUUAAUUGUAAGUGUAAAUUCCAGUAUUGCUGUGAAGUGCACUGCGAAACUUGCGACAAGAAACAUACAUUCAGCCGGUGCUUGUGACGUAUGAGCUCUCUUAGUGUCAUGUACUGUGCCAAUUUCUUUUAGAACAAUGUAUAUACCAACGCACAUUAUCAUUAUACUUUCAGAAAAGCUCAGUGAUCUCCAUCACGUUUGGAGAAUAAACCCGAUAAUUCGAUAUUUGUUUUAAGAUUAGACAGCAGAACUCAAAAUGAAUUGCCCGUUAGAGCUGUUGUAGUCUGAGGUGCAUCUGUGUGAAAACAUUUGACGGAAUCUAGUUGUUGACUUUUCGAAGAUAUGUUUGUUUAUUUGCCUAAAUUAUUGCUUUAGCUGUUUCGUUUUAUUGAUCUUUUAGAUAGCAUCCUCUGAUUUUAAUACAAAACUGAUUUUUGAGAACUGCUCAUUUAAAGAACGGUUUCAAAUUAAAAUCUUUCCCGUAUAUCUAUAAUUUAAACUAGAUACAUAGUAUGGUGGUAAGCGAAUCCGUCACAUAAAUAGUUAAAAAUUAGAAUUGAUCUGAAGAUUUUUAACCAAUUAAGAAUAUUCUAUUACUCAGAUUUAAUUUCAUUUUUCUUUAAAAUAUUUUAUUUUGCUUUUAUAUAAUAUUUGAUUCUGAUAAUUUAGUUGAGACAUAUGUCUUAAAACAUGAAGGCAUUUCUGUGGUAUAACAAGCCUUUUUAUGCUGAAUUUGAAGCUGCUCUUUAAUUCUCACUUUAGCGCAUUUUCAACAUUAAGUAAUAUAAUCUAAAUGUCUGAGUAAAGAAACAAAAGCUUGGCUUUAAAAUGCACUGCUGAUCCAAAACUUUCCUAAAUUUCUUAUUUAUUUUUAAAAGAUAAGAUUAAAACGCUAACUUCGAAGUUUUCAGCAUGAAAACAGGGCAAGCAAAUGCUGCUUACAAAUUUUGAGAGUGAAAUUUAUAAAAAGAUGUUGAAUUUUGCACUUUAGUGUGGAGUUCUGUAUAUUCUUCUACGCAAAAACUAAUCAUGUUUUCAUAUUUUAUUCAGACACUGACCGAAAGCAAUCCUUAAUAAAUGUUAAUUUUGAACAUUCCGGUAUACUGCAGUUUAAACGGUCGGUCUAGGACAGGCUAAAAUUUUGAAGAAAACAUGAAAGCAAUAUUGUCAUAAUCGUGAUCAUGAAAUAUAUGAAAGACAUGAAACAUAAAAAGCAUAAAAAUAUUAAAAAAAUAAUUAUCAUAAAUUUUUACUGCAAUUUCAUGGAAAGGAAAGGAGUAAACACUAUGAAAGAAAUGUUUUAAAGCAUCGAAAACGAAGAAAAGUUUUCAGAGAAAGGAAAAUGUGCAAGGUACCAUGAAGUAAUUUUAGUACAGUGAUAGAGGAAGAUUUUAGAAUAUUAAACAUCUCCUAAUAUUCUAAAAGGUUUAACUAAGCACAUUAUAUUGGUAAAUAAAAACAUGAAAGCACGAAGUAGAAAAAUAAUUAUUGCUGAAGCCUUUACUGCUGUUAAGUGCAAUGCAACAAAGUUAGGACGGUAGCUUUUGCGUUAAAUGACUUCUUCAUGUUCCACAAAAUUUACAGUUUAGGUCAUAAAAGUACGUUCAGGUACUUAGUGCUUAAACCUGCUUGUUGCAUAAUAACCAUUAGAAAUCGAUUUUAAAUAAUAAACUACGAAGUGGAGAGAAGAAAUAUUUAUUGUACUGUUUGUUAUUUUUGGAUGAUUCAUUUGGAAGAUGGACUGUAUUGUCACAUAUGAUUCAAAGAAUAUUUGCUUCCAUUUGUUGCCAAUUUGUUAUUGUAAAUAAUUUCGUUAAUUAAAUUUUACUGUUGAACCA